AUGUUGACGGAAAUAGUCAUGUUCUACAGCUGUGCCAGGAAGUACUCAAAGUUUCUUGACGUUUGCAACACUCUGGAGAGAUUUGACCGCAGUCUGCAACUGGCGCCACCUGCAUGUGGCAUGAAAGUGAAGUUCACUACAAUAAUAACGGCUACUCCUGUAAUGUCUCACGUAAUUCAAGUGUACCUGACACUUAAGUUUUUAAAAGAUCAUGAAAUGACCAUGCGACGUAUUAUGACACUUGUUUUUUAUGUGGUCAUACACUGCAGACAAAUCUGUAUGUUGGCCCAAUUCUAUGAAGUCACUAAAUCUAUUGCUAAGAGAUUCAGACUGGUUAACGCUAAGAUCAGACAAGAGUUGAUCAUCCAGUGUUAUAGACAAUCAGUGCGACGCCGGAACCCGCGAUACAUCAAUUACAGACAAGACGGUACCUCCAGUACUAAGAUGAAGUCAUAUAUGAGCGCCUACCAAAUGCUGCGUGAUGCUGUAGACCAGGCAAAUGUGUUCUACGAUGACCUUCUAAUGAGUUCAGUAUUCUGCAAGUUUGUCGAUCUCUCCGUAAAAAUCUUCACAAUAUACUGUAAUCUCGUAUCUGAAAGACAAAUAAGGCACACAAUAAUCAGAAUACUGUCUCAAAUCUGUUACCUGCACCUGGUCGUCUCCUUGAGCUCUGACGUCACUCAAGCGGCAGACGAGACAGCACCAAUAAUCUGCAAGCUGAUCAACCAGGAUUUGGAUGCAGGGCUGAGGAAGCAACUGGAAACGUUCUUGAUGCAGCUAGCAGUUCAAAACGUGGUAUUUUCUGCAAGAGGAUUUUUCCAAAUCAGCAGACGAAUGUUAACUACGUUGGCAGCAACAGUGACAACCAAUGCAGUUAUCCUAAUUCAAUUUCAGUCCCAAUUUGCGUAA
This is a messenger RNA of Homalodisca vitripennis (glassy-winged sharpshooter), 909 nucleotides long. Its product is annotated as gustatory and pheromone receptor 32a-like. Gene Ontology annotation, cellular component: neuronal cell body; axon; dendrite. Bases 1 to 909 code for a protein of 302 amino acids. NCBI's taxonomy places the organism in Eukaryota, Metazoa, Arthropoda, Insecta, Hemiptera, Cicadellidae. The transcript has a single exon. Gene Ontology annotation, biological process: sensory perception of taste. The record is from RefSeq and is a predicted model, not a curated record.